CUCACAUUGUCUGAGGAAGAAGCCCGGAAGAGGAGGGAGAGGAAAGAAAAGGAGUCAGAAAUGGCUCUUUCUCAGGGACCGUUAACAUUCAAGGAUGUGGCCAUAGAAUUCACUGAGGACGAGUGGGAAUGCCUGGACCCUGCCCAGAGGGCCUUGUACAGGGACGUGAUGUUGGAGAACUACAGGAACCUGAUCUCCGUGGAUAUCUCUUACAUGCAUGUGAUCAAGAUAUUACAACUGAAAGCAAAUACUGAUAAAGGAGAAGUAUUCCAAACAGUGAUGUCAGAAAGACAUGAAAGGAAUGAAAUGAAACAUUUUUACCUCAGCGAUGUUCAAGAAAAUAUAUAUGACUUAGUUUCUCAGAAGAGAGAUGAGGAAAGUAAUUACAAACAAAUACCUAUAACCCAUAAUGAAAAUCUCACUGAGAAGGGAGAUCAACAUGUUAGAAGUGUUGCAGGAAUCAAGCCUAUUGAAAAUAGGCUGGCAUUAAGCUUUUGGGUUGAACUGCAUAUAUUUAAAAGUGAAGAAAAGCUUGAUGAAUUUAUUCAAGUGGACAAGGAUAUCAGGACUAGUGCCUCAUGUUCACCACUUGAAGGAACUUCUUCUAGUGUGCAAACCAACAUUUCUAAUACAUAUGCGAGUGGUUUUAUGCGCCCUUCAGUAGUGACACAAGAACAGGAAGUGCACAGGGAAGGAUCUUACAAAUGUAAUCUGUGUGGCAAAACUUUCCUUCAGGGAUCAUACCUCAAAAGACAUCAGAUCUUCCAUACAGGAGGGAAAGUACAUAAAUGUGAUGUAUGUGAAAAAGUCUUUACUCACAAAUCAUACCUUGCAAGUCAUCAGAGAACUCAUACUGUAGAGGAACCUUACAAAUGUAAUGAGUGUGGAAAAAUCUUUCAUUACAGCUCUGAACUUGGAAGACAUCAGUUUCUCCAUACAGAAGAGAAAUUACGUAAAUGUGAUGUAUGUGAAAAUGUCUUUAUUCGAAAUUCAUUCCUUGCAAGAUAUCAGAGAAAUCAUAAUAGGGGGAAACCCUAUAAAUGUAACGAGUGUGGCAAAUUCUUUAAUCAAAAGGCAUACCUUACAAAGCAUCAGAGAGUUCAUAAUGAAGAGAAGUCCUACAAAUGUAAUGUGUGUGGCAGGGUCUUCAAUCGAAAUUCAAAUCUCGAAAGUCAUCAGAGAAUUCAUACUGGAGAGAAACCUUACAAAUGUAAUGACUGUGGCAGGUUCUUUUCUCAAAAGCCAAAUCUUGGAAAGCAUCAGAGAGUUCAUACUGGAGAGAAACCUUACAAAUGUAAUGAGUGUGGGAAAAUCUUUCAUUACAGCUCAAAACCUGGCAGACAUCAAUUUCUCCAUACAGAAGAGAAAUUAUAUAAAUGUGAUGUGUGUGAAAAUGUCUUUCCUCAAAAUUCAUUACUUGCAACAUAUCAGAGAAAUCAUUCUGGGGAGAAACCUUAUAAAUGUAUUGAGUGUGGUAAAUUUUUUAGUCGAAGAGCACACCUUAAAAGUCAUAAGGGAACUCAUACUGGAGAGAAACCUUACAAAUGUAUUAAGUGUGGCAAGCUCUUUAGUCGAAAAAGUAACCUAACAAGACAUCAGAGAAUUCAUACGGGAGAGAAACCUUACAAGUGUAUUGGGUGUGGUAAGUUCUUUAGUCGAAAAGCACACCUUAUAAGACACCAGACAAUUCAUACUGCAGAGAAUCCUUACGAAUGUAAUGAGCAUGCCAAGGUCUUUAGUGAAAAAUCACACCUUGUAAGUCAUCAAAAAAUUCAUACCGGAGAGAACUGAUACAAAUGUAAUGAGUUUGGCAAAACCUUUUAUCACAUCUCAGCCCUCACUCAACACCUGAGAAUCCAUACAGGACAGAAAUUAUAUUGGGUUGCCCAGAAGGUUCAGUUUUUUCCGUAAGAUGGCUCUAGGAGCACUUAGUUGUCUUUAACUUCAUUCAGACAAUUUUGUUAGAUUUUAUGUGACAGCUGUGAUAUCAGUGUGCAUUUUUAAAAAAGACUCAUCAAAAUCAGUGAAUCUUUGUGUAGCCAUUUUAAUAUUGAAGAUGGAAGGAAAACAACAUUUUCAGCAUAUUACGCUUCAUUAUUUCAAGAAAGGUAAAAACGCAACCGAAAUGCAAAAAAAGAUUUGUGCAGUGUAUGGAGAAGGUGCUGUGACUGAUUGAACGUGUCAAAAGUAGUUUGCGAAAUUUCGUGCUGGAGGUUUCUCACUGGGUGAUGCUCCAUGGUCAGGUAGACCAUUUGAAGUUGAUAGCGAUCAAAUUGAGACACUAAUUGAGAACAGUCAAUGGUAUACCACCUGGGAGAUAGCCGACAUACUCAAAAUAAUACCAAAUCAAGCGUUGCAGAUCAUUUGCACUAGCUUGGUUAUGUGAAUUGCUUUGAUGCUUGGGUUCUACAUAAGUUAAGCGAAAAAGAAACCCUUCUAGACCGUAUAUCUGCAUGUGAUUCUCUACUUACACAUAAUAAAAAGUUAUGUUUUUAAAACAUUGUGACGGGUGAUGAAAAGUGGAUACUGUAUAAUCAUGUGGAAUGGAAGUGAUCGUGGGGCAUGUGAAGUGAACCACCACCAACCACACGGACAGCUAGUCUUCAACCAAAGAAGGCGAUGUUGUGUCUACAGUGGGAUUGGAAGUCCUCUAUUUUGAGCUCCUUCCAGAAAACCAAACGAUUAAUUCCAACAAGUACUGCUCCCAGUUAGACCAACUGAAAGCAGCACUCGAUGAAAAGCAUCCAGAAUCAGUCAACAGAAGAUGCAUAAUCUUCCAUCAGGAUAACGCAAGACCACAUGUUUCUUUGAUGACCAGGCAAAAACUGUUACAGCUUGGCUGGGAAGUUCUAAUUCAUCCGCCAUAUUCACCAGACAUUGCACCUGUGGAUUUCUGUUUAUCUCGGUCUUUACAAAAUUCUCUUAAUGGAAAAAAUUUCAAUUCCCUGGAAGACUGUAAAAGGCACCUGGCACAGUUCUUUGCUCAAAAAGAUGAAAAGCUUUGGGAAGUUGGAAUUAUGAAGUUUCCUGAAAAAUGGCAGAAGGUAGUGGAACAAAAGAGUGAAUAUGUUGUUCAAUAAAAUUCUUGGUGAAAAUGAAAAAAAUGUGUC
Kogia breviceps (pygmy sperm whale) is the source of this 3110-nucleotide messenger RNA. Its product is annotated as zinc finger protein 813-like. The record is from RefSeq and is a predicted model, not a curated record. Lineage: Eukaryota; Metazoa; Chordata; Mammalia; Artiodactyla; Physeteridae. Gene Ontology annotation, biological process: regulation of transcription by RNA polymerase II. Gene Ontology annotation, cellular component: nucleus. Gene Ontology annotation, molecular function: DNA-binding transcription factor activity, RNA polymerase II-specific; RNA polymerase II cis-regulatory region sequence-specific DNA binding.